GCUGCGUUGCUGGUACCUGUAAACCCAGCGGCUCCAUAUUAAAACAUAUAUACUCUUUCGUCUUUGUCUCUCUCCAUCUCUUUAAUACUUACUGCUCUCUUCUCUCAUCUUCUCCAGUACAAAUUCGAAUCCUUCUUCUCAAUUUCUCUCAUCUCCUAAACCUACAUUUCUUUGUCUCUUUCCUUGAUUUCUUCUCUGGUUCGAUAAAAAUGCGUAUGAGUUGUAAUGGGUGCCGGGUACUGCGUAAAGGGUGCAGUGAUAAUUGCAGCAUCAGGCCUUGUUUGCAGUGGAUCAAGAGUCCUGAAUCUCAAGCAAACGCCACCGUUUUCCUCGCCAAGUUCUACGGUCGUGCCGGACUUAUGAACCUCAUCAACGCCGGCCCGGACCACCUUCGUCCUGCGAUCUUCAGGUCGUUGUUGUACGAGGCAUGCGGAAGAAUCGUAAACCCGAUUUACGGGUCGGUCGGCUUGUUAUGGUCCGGAAGCUGGCAACUUUGUCAAGCCGCGGUUGAAGCUGUGCUGAAAGGAGCUCCGAUCACUCCAAUUGCCUCGGAAGCCGCGGCUAACGGCCACGGACCUCCGUUGAAGGCGUACGAUAUUCGCCACGUGUCAAAGGACGAGAACUCCGCUGCUUCCAAUGACCACCAGCGAGUCAAGACCCGGUGCAGGGCCAGGAGAGUUGUGAAGCCGAAACCCAGCAAGCCGGAACUUGGGUCAGCUGCUGAACCGGUUCGGGUGGAAGGAAAUGAUCGGGAAGAGGAGAAGAGGGGAAAGUGGAGCGAGUGCUACGCCGAUCAAGAGCUGAUGAAUCGAUCAACGAGUCAUGAGUCGUCGCUGAGUCACCAGUCGGAAGUGGCGGUGGUAGACGGGGAGAGCAAGGAGACGGAGAGCAUGGUAUCCGUGGAAACGGCGGAGGCAUCGCUGCUGUUGAGAGCGGAGACGGGGAACGAAAGCGGUGGGGUUGAAGACGGAGUGGAGCUAGAACUGCGGCUGGGGUUGGAGCCGGUGGCACGUGCAAACCACGUGGUGCCAAUGAAGAAGAGGAGGAUCGAGGAGAACACGUGGAAUAUGGGGCUGGGACUUUGAACUGGAGUGAAGAGAGUGGAAGUUUUGACAGGCUUUUGUUCUUAUGUUUAUUGCUUUUGUUUUUUGUUUUGGUGGUUUUGUAUGUUUUUUUUUUUUUUCUUCUUUUGAACAGAAGAGAGCUUGUACAAAGCGUCGUCGUUUAUAUGGGAAAAGAAGUCAGUAAAUUUACAGAGAAAACAAAAAAUUCUUGCGGGACAAAA
Messenger RNA from Carica papaya (papaya), 1285 nucleotides. It is a transcript of the gene LBD40, whose product is annotated as LOB domain-containing protein 40. The record is from RefSeq and is a predicted model, not a curated record. Gene Ontology annotation, biological process: regulation of gene expression. NCBI's taxonomy places the organism in Eukaryota, Viridiplantae, Streptophyta, Magnoliopsida, Brassicales, Caricaceae.